Molecule: messenger RNA, 490 nt
Organism: Neopelma chrysocephalum (saffron-crested tyrant-manakin)
Lineage: Eukaryota; Metazoa; Chordata; Aves; Passeriformes; Pipridae
Gene: ATP5MF
Product: ATP synthase membrane subunit f
Exons: 4
Coding region: 67-336 (89 amino acids)
Biological process (GO): proton motive force-driven mitochondrial ATP synthesis
Molecular function (GO): proton-transporting ATP synthase activity, rotational mechanism
Source: RefSeq, a predicted model, not a curated record
CGCCCCAUCCGGGUCCCCCCGCCCUCCCUCCCGUGGUGCCCCGCGCGCCGCUCCGGCCACUCCAAGAUGGCGCAGCCGCCGGUUCUCCUCAAGGACAUGAAGCUGAUGGACGUGAAGCUGGGCCAGCUGCCCUCCUGGCUGGCCAUGAGGGACUUCACCCCCGGCGGCAUCGUGGGGGCCUGUCGACGAGGUUAUGACAGAUACUACAACAAAUACAUCAAUGUGAAGAAGGGGGGCCUGGGAGGUAUCUCCAUGGUGCUGGCUGGGUAUGUUGUUCUCAGCUACAUCUGGAGCUACAGUCACAUCAAGCACGACCGGCGCAGGAAAUACCACUGAGGCACCAUCAGUGUCAGAAGGUGAAGGUACAGCUCCUGAACAGCCCUGGCUGCUGGCACAGUUAUCCUGACAGAAGACAUCACAACUAUUCACGUUAAAUCUGUGCUGUUGUGACCAAUAAUAAAGUGCUUACACUUUAUGUUUCCUGAGCUGA